Messenger RNA from Salvia miltiorrhiza (redroot sage), 3159 nucleotides. RefSeq names its product pentatricopeptide repeat-containing protein At5g24830. The transcript has 12 exons. The coding region runs from base 269 to 2431 and encodes 720 amino acids. Lineage: Eukaryota; Viridiplantae; Streptophyta; Magnoliopsida; Lamiales; Lamiaceae. Gene Ontology annotation, molecular function: protein binding. The record is from RefSeq and is a predicted model, not a curated record.
UUGAAAACCCCUAAAUCUGUUGCCGCGCACACCUUCCCCUUUCUCUAGAGAACCUCAGCGGCUCAGCCUUCCCGGUUCCUUCCUCCCCUCCGCCGGCGACUAGCUGCAGCAGGUGACCGACGCCAGCGCAACUCCCCGGCUUAUCCGACGCCGCCCUUCUCCCCUCCACGACGCCGCCCUUGUUCUGAUUUAGUGAUUUAUACGUGUUAGUAUUUGCUGAAUUCUGAUUUAGUAUUUGCUGAAUUUGUUACCUCCGAUUUCCAUCUCCAUGACGAGCCUGGUUGCCUGCUUGAAGCGACGCUGUCUUUCUCUUCAUUUCGCGCCUUUGGGGAAUGGAAACCCUGAUGAGGCGAUCAGGUUGAGGCUGAUGCUGCUCAGAGGGCCCAACUAUAUUGUAAAUAGAAUGCAUGGUGCUGAUAGCUCGUUGAGAUUGUUUCAGCCCAAAUUUUUCUCUACUGACUAUUUCAGUGUGCAUGGUGAAAGUCCUUCUGCUGAAUAUGCAAAGUUGAGGAAAGAGUCACUAGAAGGCCAAUUUGGACGUAUGCUGGGUUCAAAAAGUGUUUCUGUUUUAUACCGUUUUGGCACGUUCUUAGCUGUGUACAAAUCUGCAACUAUUUCAUUCUAUGUGUUGAAGCUAACCAUUUGGCGCUUCUUCGUCCAUGAUAUGAACAAGCGUUCGGUUAAGUUUCGUGAAAUGCUUAUUCGCUUGGGGCCUUUUUAUAUCAAGAUUCUAGUUCCCGCUCAAGGAUCCUAUUUUAUUUUCCGAAUUCUGAAUGGAAGCGUCCAGGCAAUCGAUUCGUUUAAAGACCUGAUUUCUAUUUAUUUUUCGCGGUUUCUUCGUUUGAAUUCCAGUUUAGGCCUAAACGAAUCCAGGAGUGUUAGUCGCCAUCGAAAUGAGGUGGAGGAAACUUCAGAAGCUGGAGAUAAGGAGCCGAGGGGCGCAGUUUUUAACGCAUUGGAUGCAAUGUUAAAGGGUAGUUUGGAUCGUUUGAAAACUAUGAGGGAAAGCAUAAGGUGGGUGCAUUCAAGUAGUUAUAGUGUCAUUUUUGAAUCCGCAUCCAAGAGUGAUAUAAGCAUGAUUAGAGCUUUGUGCUUGGAGGGUAAGCUGGGAUCAGCUUUCUGUCUUUGGCAGACUGUGGUUCAACAGCUUAGAAUUCCUGAUGUCCUCACUCAUAAUUACCUUCUAAAUGCCCUUUGCAAAAGCGGUGACCUGGAGAGGGCGGAGUGGCUUGUUAAUGAGAUGUUAGCACAUGGCCCUCGUCCCAGUUGUGCUACCUACAACACUUUGAUGAGUGGUUAUUGCCUGGUAAAUCAAGUCGAUACAGCUCUAGAUGUUUUCUCUACCAUGGUCAACCGUGGGGUGAGGCCAAAUAGGGUCUCGUGCAAUAUUCUUGUGCACAGCCUUUGCCGGAAGGGCUUAUUGCAGGAUGCGACAAAGCUGCUAGAGAAAAUUUUGGAUGACAAUAAUGAUGGCGGAACUUCGAAGUUAAUAGCUUCAACUAUACUCAUGGAUGGUCAUAUCAAGGGUGGUAGCAUGGUGGAAGCUAUCAGUUGUUGGAAUGAUGUAAUUGAAAGGGGUAUAGAGGUCGAUGUUGUUGCAUAUAAUGUUAUUAAUCAUGGAUAUUGUUUGAGUGGGAACUUAACCAUUGCGUAUAGGUCUUUGGGCAAAAUGUAUAAAAGCGGUCUUGAUCCUGAUAUUUUUUCAUAUAAUACAGUCAUCAGUGAGCUUUGCAAGUCAGGUAGGAUUGAUGAGGCUUGUUAUGUUUUCGGUGUUAUGUCAAGGAUGGGCAUUCCACCCGAUCACAUAACAUACAAAAUGAUCAUCCAAGGUUCAUGUAUUCAUGGAGAUGUACAUAGAGCAACCUAUUUUGUUUCCCACAUGCUGCAGAACUCAUCGGUACCCAAGCCUCUCAUUUGGAAUGUCAUGAUUGUUGCCUAUGGAAAACGUGGACAAGUACAAGAGGCCCUGUUCAUGAAAAACAAAAUGAUUGAACUUGGCGUGCUGCCCAAUGUUUAUACAUACAACGCUCUUAUCUACACACAAAUAAAAGAUGGAAGUAUUGACAAGGCUCAUUAUCUUUUGACUGAGAUGCUCUUUAAUGGUCUUUCCCCUGAUGUAGUCACCUACAAUUUGUUGAUUGGUGCAGCUUGUGAUAUGGGCGACAUUAGUUUUGCACUCCAGCUGCACAAUGAAAUGUUGAGGAGAGGAUGUGAACCAGAUAUAAUAACUUACACCGAAUUACUCAAGUGCUACUGCAUUAGAAACAAAAUGGAAGAGGCUGAAGAGCUACUUUUCAAGAUGUUGAUGACAAAUUUACCAAUUGAUCAUGUUCCAUUUAUAAUACUUAUGAAGAAAUGCUUCAAGAUGGGGGAGAUAAAUAAAGUUUACAACCUUUAUUGCAUAUGGUUAAGAAGGGGAAGAAAUCUGUAGUUGAAAGUCAUGUGGUGAAACUGAACGAUGACAUCAUUCUUCUACUGUAAAGCUUUUUGCAUGAAAUGUGGUUGGGAUGUGCGACUCAUUUCUUAUACAGAUACAGAUCUUCAUUUCUCUUGUUUCUUCAUCCACAACUGCGACUCAUAUGGCCCUUUUAAUGGCUACCUGCAUUUUUCAAAAGCCAUAGUGAGAGGACUAAUGGGUCUCCCUGUAGGUGCUUUAGUUAAUGCUCUUGGAGCAAUUGUAUUGGGCGAACCUGUUGGAAUUCAGCACUUCAAAAGGACAGUUAACUGGUCGCUUCUAAUUUUGUACCAGCAGCUUCUGUGUUUGGCUCAUCAUGGACCGACUGGCAUAGAAUAUUCGCUCACUCAAAUCCAAAUGUCCAGGCCAAUGCGACCCGUAGAUUUUAUAAUCUGUUUACCGGCACAUGGAGCUAUUAUCGGGGCUUGGUUUGGUGCAUGGCCCAUGCCACUUGACUGGGAAAGACCCUGGCAGAUUUGCACUUGAUACAGGAGUGGCCAAUCUGUGUGACUUAUGGUGCUAUUCUUGGCUACUUGAUUGGUGUUAUGGCAUCAUUUGGAUUUAUUGUGUAUCAUCAUAAAAGACAUCAUGCUAAGAGGGACUAAUAUACAUUGCUUCACAGUUCCAUCUUGUAAGGUAGGCAUUACACUUGUCAGAUUGUAUGCUUUGAUGAUGAGAGUUUUACAAUGACUUGUCCAGAAGUA